UCUCCACCUCCAGCUGUAGUACCCUUAAGCAAGGUGGGACCCUGGAAGCUGGAGGCCCUGAGCCGUGAUGCUGAUGUCCCGCAGGUGUGUCACACACCUGUCCCUGGUUUUGGGGGUUUGUGCGGCAGCAGCCCUGCCUCUGUCCAUCCCUGCCCCGACCCUGCUCGACUGCGUGUUCCUGGAGAACAGCAACGCCACCUGCUGGUGGGAAGGAGUGGACCGUGCCCCCCCCAACACCUCCUACGUCCUGCACGUGGACGAGAUGUUGCAGCUGAACUGCUCCGUGUUCCAGUCGAGGACGUGCACCACGCAGGGCAACAGCUGCUCCGUGCCCAUCCUCACGGCGUCGGCCAACUACUGCGUGAGCGUGGCGGUGGGCGGGGCCACCUGGGAGGCCUGCUCCCCCCGCCGCUGCUUCCAUGGCCUUCAAGCAGUGAAGCUGUACCCCCUCGUGCUCCACCGGCUGUCCCCGGCGCAAGGCCGCUCACGCUGCCUGGAGCUGCAGUGGUCCAUUCCCACAGGCUUCGCGCUGUCACCCCGGGAGAUCGCUGAGGGCCACCUGCUCUACCAGCUCCGAUACCAGUCGGAACGGCAGCUCCACCCACAGAUCGAGGAGACGGACCUCCCAUGCGUGAGGUACACCGCAGACUCCGCCCACUCCUCUGGGCCUGCGCCAUGUCGCCUUUGUCUCUUCGCACCCUUCACCGAGUACAGCGUGGCCAUCCGCUACCGCUACUAUCGCUCGCAGCACUGGAGCGACUGGAGCCACACCCAGCUGGCUCGCACCGACGAGGCCGCCCCUUCUGUGGCCCCACAGCUCUGGUGGUGGGUGGAGCCGAGAGGCCCGGAGGGACGGAGAACCGUGGUCUUACUGUGGAAGCCGCUGACCCCCCUGCAGGCGAACGGACACAUUUUGGGGUACAAUGCCUCCUGCUGGUGUGAGGGCGGUCCGGGGGUGACGCACUCGUGGGACUGUGGGACUCUGCUCCCCUCCAACACGUCCUGCCGCCUGGUCCUCUCGCUGCAGCGCUGCUCUUGCACCUUGACCGCGAGCACCGUUUCCGGUCCCUCCCCCACCGGCAGCAUCGCGCUCCCCGGACCAUGGGCCCCCCCCCCCGAGACCCUCGGCGUGUCGCCGCUGAAUGACACGACGCUGCAGGUGCGAUGGACGGCACCCAGGAACCGCGCAGCCGUGGGCUACGUGGUGGAGUGGACGCCCGUCACCGGAGCCGCACCCCACGGGCCGUCCUGGCAGAUGGUGGGCGGAGACGCCCGAGGCGCCGUUAUCGCCGAGGGAAUCUACCCAGAGGUUCGCUUCCUGGUAUCAGUGAGGGUGCUGUAUGGGGCGGAGCCUGGGGCAGAGCAAGGGGUGGAGCCUGGGGCGGAGCUUGCCACUGAGACCUACUCCCGACAGGGAGCGCCCUCUGCUGGCCCCAGGCUGUGGGUGACGGAGCUGGGGAGCGCGAGUGUGGUCCUGCGCUGGGAGCCGAUGCCCGUGGAGCAGCGACGUGGCUUCAUCCGCAACUACACCCUGCACUGCCGGGGUCCCCGUGGAGGGGACGCCUGUGAGCACCACCCCCCCAGCCCUCGCGGGCGGUUCGCGCAGCCUGCGCGCGUCUCCAAUGAACGGCUAGCAUUCAGGGUUCGAGCGCCGCUGUGCGUGUGGUGUGUGUGUAUGAGUGCUGUGUGUCUCACAGGGGUGGUCAUGCCGGCAGACAAGCGACAGCACUCCCUCGGUGCUCUUCAGGGACUUUACACCUUCUACCUGGUGGCCAGCACAGAUGCUGGGAACAGCAGCAGCCAGCUGGUCACCGUGGACGUAGAGCAGGACCGUGCGACGCUAGUGACCGUUUUCUCCUGUGUCAUCGUGCCCAUCGUCACUGUGCUCAUGCUGGUGGUCCUCCUGAGGCACCGGGAGGGGAUGGUCCAGGUCCUCUGUCCUGCUGUCCCUGAUCCAGCCCAAAGCAGCCUGUCCAUGUGGACACCCAAGAUGCACGGGAAGGUUAUGAGAGACACUGAUAAGGCCUCGUACCCGUUCCUCGAGCCGGUCUGUCCCUCUGAAAGUGACCACAGCUUCCCCCUGCUGGUCAUUCCGGUGCCGGAGCGUUUGUGCCGCGUCCCAGACGUCUACGCGCCGCAGGCCUACAUCGAGCCCGGGUCCGAGCACUAUCUGAAUGUGAGCAACCCCACUUACAGGAGUCCCGUGAAAGACGAGGUCCUCGAAGAGGAGCCGCCUUGGGUCCACGGUGAGAGUCCCACCUCCUUCCCCCACUUGCUGCAGAUCCUAGUCCAGGACUGCGAUGAUGGACCCCCGGCUGGGGACGCAUCUCCCCUGGGAGGGGUGUAGGUCCCCGGGGCAAAGGUGCACAGCACACCAGACUCCGCCUUCCAUAGUGUGUCUCCCACUAUCCCUGUUGGACCAGGACUUCUCAGUUGAAAGGUCAGCAUGAAAGGAGCCGUGAAACAAGCCGGUGGCUUGUUCUGCCCCCUCUGCGGUCGGACCGCACGGUCGCGUUCCUCUUCACCUCGCUCCAUUUGAUCGCUCCCGUUCGUGCAGGACUCCAGUUCUGCUGGUACGGACAGUUGGAACCGCCCUGGACACGGUGACAGGACCCGGUCAUGAGUCCACCUGUCACGUGGCCCUCACUUUUGCUGGGUUUGUAUGAAGUGAGGGAAACUGCAGCGCACCGCCGUUCCAGCAGAGGGCGCCAUUGGAUGUGAUUUCAUACAACAAUUUCGUGUAAAUAAUUGUGCAGAAAUACAUGUGUAAGUGUGAUUGUGGUACUUUGGGACCACUGUACCACGAAAUACAUCAAGAGGAAAUGUAGCUAAAGUUUAAAAGAAAAAACUUGAAAGGAAGCUUCUUUUGUCCAGAACUGGAAAGAAUUACACCGAUCCCUCACAUAACGGGGUCAAUUCGUUCCGUGAAAUCAGCGCGUUGGGGGAGUUUCCUGCGUGAGGAGCUUCAAUUGCCGUUAUUUGUGAUGGGAGAAAUUGAUACCCUGUUGAAAACUUUGAUUUUUAACUUGUAUUUUCUCGCUCCCUGUGUUUUCAGUAAACAUUUCCCCGCCCCUGUUGCUUUUUGCACUUUUUCCCCCACAUUUUUAUGAGAUGCUUCCAUAACUCAUGGAUGCUUAUAUGUGAGGAAAUAAAGUU
Molecule: messenger RNA, 3156 nt
Organism: Scleropages formosus (Asian bonytongue)
Lineage: Eukaryota; Metazoa; Chordata; Actinopteri; Osteoglossiformes; Osteoglossidae
Product: interleukin-6 receptor subunit beta-like
Exons: 15
Coding region: 68-2347 (759 amino acids)
Molecular function (GO): protein binding
Source: RefSeq, a predicted model, not a curated record